GCUGACCCUCCGCCUGUCCAGCCGGCAGUCCACAGGAUGUUCCCGAGACGCCGUCUCCAGCCGACAUCCCCUCCCUCGGGCCACCCUCGGGUCAGGACCCAGGCGUCCAGGGCAGCAGGGGUGGGGCUGAAGCGUUAGGGGGGUACCCUGUCAGGGCACGGGAAUGAGGGUGGGGGGGCAGGGAGGCGACGGGCCCAACAGGUUCCGCCUCAUUCCUGCCCCGCCUCCCACUUCCUGGGUGCCCGCCCCGGGCAGCGGGUGGACGGGAUGAACCCCACGGCCUCAGAGCGCCUGGGUGGGGCACGGCCUGCCCAGCAAGGACUCGCUUCUACCCGGCGCCCUGACACCCUGGCCUGAGAGGAGGAGCCCGACGCCACCCCUGUGCCCAGCCCUGGAUGCAGAACACCCCGUCUGUCACCUAAUACCCACAGCAACCCCACGAGCAGGCCGUGAUUAUCCCACAUUUUCACAUGGGGAAACUGAGGCCCAGACACCAAGAGGGCGAGGCAGGAUUCGAACUCAGCUCUGUGUGCUACCCAAGACCCCAGGCAGCUCACCCACCGCUUCCCCCCCCUCCUCCAAAACUGGUACAUGCGGCCUGGGGAGUAUGAACUCAGGCCCCCAUGAGGCCCGGCUCAAGGGGGCGCCCGGCGCCGCGCUUGCUCUGAGUCAAAAUGGGCCCCUGGAUGAAAUGAAUAAGAAAACGGCUUUAACCGUUUCGUCGCCACGACGGGCUCUGCCAAAACUUCCUGUGGGCUGGGGGGGAGGGGCUGGGUUCCCAGAGGCCUGCGGGGUGCAGGGGGGCAGCUUUGCCAAUUCUGGGCACGGGGUGGGGGCAGAAAGCGCCCCUAGUGACCUUAGCGAGGGUCCGCUAGGGAGGCGGCAGCCUCACCGCCCGCCUUCCCCCAGUGCACCAGGUCCCCAGAACUUGGUUCUCAGCCCCCACGGCCUGGAGGGGGGUCCCAGAGUCCGCAGCCCCCUCCCCAGGGGCCUGAGUCACACGCGGGGAAAGCCGAGCGAGGGGUCUACGUGGAAAGAACAGGUGAAGCCACGCCCCUCUGUGGCUGGCUCACGUGGGGCGAGGGCACAGUUGCAGACGUUCCACGUUUCGCCCCCCUGUGCCAGCCCCCAGGACCUGAGCAGCGGCCUCGCCAUAGCCUAUGUGCUGAACCAGAUAGAUCCCUCCUGGUUCAACGAGGCAUGGCUCCAGGGCAUCUCAGACGACCCAGGUCCCAACUGGAAGCUGAAGGUCAACAAUUUGAAGACGAUCUUACGCAGCCUGGUGGAAUACUCCCAGGAUGUCCUGGCGCACCCUGUGUCAGGACAGCACCUCCCAGAUGUAAGCCUCAUCGGCGAGUUCUCAGACCCUGCUGAGCUCGGCAAGCUGCUUCAGCUAGUGCUGGGCUGUGCUAUCAGCUGCGAGAAAAAGCAGGAGCACAUCCAGAGAAUCAUGACCCUGGAGGAAUCGGUUCAGCAUGUGGUGAUGGAAGCCAUCCAGGAGCUCAUGACCAAAGACACCCCCGACUCCCUGUCGCCAGAGACAUAUGGCAACUUCGACAACCAGUCCCGCAGGUACUAUUUCCUAAGUGAGGAGGCCGAGGAGGGGGACGAGCUUCGGCAGCGCUGUCUGGACCUGGAGCGGCAGCUGGUGCUGCUGUCGGAGGAGAAGCAUAGCCUGGCGCAGGAGAACGCGGCGCUGCGCGAGCAGGUGGGCCGGCCGGAGGGCGAGGGCGCCGCGGGUCUCACUGCCAAGAAGCUGCUGCUGCUGCAGUCCCAGCUAGAGCAGUUGCAGGAGGAGAACUUCAGGCUGGAGAGUGGCCGGGAGGACGAGCGCCUGCGCUGCGCAGAGCUGGAGCGGGAGGUCGCCGAGCUGCAGCAGCGGAACCAAGCGCUGACCAGCCUGGCCCAGGAGGCGCAGGCCCUGAAGGACGAGAUGGACGAGCUGCGGCAGUCCUCAGAGCGCGCCGGGCAGCUGGAGGCCACGCUAACCAGUUGCCAGCGCCGCCUGGGCGAACUGAGGGAGCUGCGGCGGCAGGUGCGGCAGCUGGAGGAGCGCAACGCGAGCCACGCCGAGCGCACGCGGCAGCUGGAGGACGAGCUGCGCAGGGCCGGCUCCCUCCGCGCCCAGCUAGAGGCGCAGCGGCGGCAGGUGCAAGAACUGCAAGGCCAGCGGCAAGAAGAGGCCAUGAAGGCCGAGAAAUGGCUAUUUGAGUGUCGCAACCUGGAGGAAAAGUAUGAGUCAGUGGCAAAGGAGAAGGAGAGGCUGUUGGCAGAAAGGGACUCCCUGCGGGAGGCCAAUGAGGAGCUGCGCUGUGCCCAGCUGCAGCCGCGGGGGUUGACCCAGGCUGACCCCUCGCUUGAUCCCACCUCACCUGCCGUGGAGAACUUAGCAGCGGAGAUUCUACCUGCAGAACUCAGGGAGACGCUCCUGCGGCUGGAGCUGGAGAACAAGCGGCUGUGCCGGCAGGAGGCGGCCGACCGGGAGCGGCAGGAGGAGCUGCAGCGCCACCUGGAGGAGGCCAACCGCGCGCGCCACGGGCUGGAGACUCAGCACCGGCUGAACCAGCAGCAGCUGUCGGAGCUGCGGGCCCAGGUGGAGGACCUGCAGAAAGCCCUGCAGGAGCAGGGGGGCAAGACCGAGGACGCCAUUCCCAUCCUGCUGAAGCGGAAGCUGGAGGAACACCUGCAGAAGCUGCAUGAGGCGGAUCUGGAGCUGCAGCGGAAGCGUGAGUACAUUGAAGAGCUGGAGCCGCCCGCCGACAGCAGCACAGCCCGGCGGAUCGAGGAGCUGCAGCACAGCCUGCAGAAGAAGGACGCGGACUUGCGGGCCAUGGAGGAGCGCUAUCGCCACUACGUGGACAAGGCGCGCACGGUCAUACAGACCCUGGAACCCAAGCAGCUGCCACCCAAGGGGCCACCCCUGGAACUCCAGUCCCUGAGGACGCAGCUCCGGGAGCGAGAUGUCCGCAUCCGACACCUGGAGAUGGACUUUGAGAAAAGUCGAAGUCAGCGGGAACAGGAAGAAAGGCUGCUCAUCAGUGCCUGGUAUAAUAUGGGCAUGGCCUUGCAGCAGCGAGCUGGGGAAGAGCGGGCACCUGCCCACGCCCAGUCAUUCCUGGCGCAGCAGCGGCUGGCCACCAACGCUCGCCGUGGACCCCUGGGACGCCUGGCAUCUCUGAACCUCCGCCCUGUCGACAAGCACUGACACACCUCAGGGUCCUGCCGCCUUCCCCCGCCAGCCGGGGCUUCAUCCACCCUGGAGUCUUCCAAGUCACUUGACAUCUAGAAUCGGGGCCCAGCCAGCUGCUUGAGAGUCUUGAGGCCAUGACCUCUGGCCUGUGCUCUCCCAGACUGGGGAGUGGGGAGGGCAGGUGGCAGGUACAGGCCCUGUCCUUUUUAGCAAUGUGAUUUUUAUCCUUGAUUUUCUCCCCGGAGUUAAUGUGCUAUCUGGGGAGAGUCUGAUUUUAUAUUUGAGAAGAAGAAUAAAGACUUUCAAUCUGC
Molecule: messenger RNA, 3501 nt
Organism: Microcebus murinus (gray mouse lemur)
Lineage: Eukaryota; Metazoa; Chordata; Mammalia; Primates; Cheirogaleidae
Source: RefSeq, a predicted model, not a curated record